Ascochyta rabiei is the source of this 315-nucleotide messenger RNA. RefSeq lists its product as uncharacterized. The record is from RefSeq and is a predicted model, not a curated record. Lineage: Eukaryota; Fungi; Ascomycota; Dothideomycetes; Pleosporales; Didymellaceae. The transcript has 2 exons. Bases 1 to 315 code for a protein of 104 amino acids.
AUGAACAGCGAUAUGCAGCUCAAAGCCAAGAUUGCACAGGAGUUUGAUAUAGCGCUCGGAGAGCUUUCUUUCGACGACAAGUGGACGUACUAUUAUACGGACGAGAUCCCAGAACACUCAAAAGACCGAAUUAUUCUCUUCAGAGCAUCGCAAUCCUCCCCUCGAAUCGGAUGCAUAAGAGUCAGACACAAAGAGGACAUAAAAAGAAUUGUCUGGGAUAUUGUUGGAAAAGAUGGCAUAUACAUAGGUCUGGUGCCAGCCAACUGCCCAACCGAAGCCAUGCUGGUCGAGAGCAAAUUUAUGAUAUUGAACUAG